Molecule: messenger RNA, 2191 nt
Organism: Morus notabilis
Lineage: Eukaryota; Viridiplantae; Streptophyta; Magnoliopsida; Rosales; Moraceae
Product: S-adenosyl-L-methionine-dependent tRNA 4-demethylwyosine synthase
Exons: 8
Coding region: 85-2064 (659 amino acids)
Biological process (GO): wybutosine biosynthetic process
Molecular function (GO): catalytic activity; FMN binding; 4 iron, 4 sulfur cluster binding
Source: RefSeq, a predicted model, not a curated record
AAAGUGAAAUCAACGAAAAGUAGGGACCUCAAUCUUCGUCUUCCUUUCACCCAUAGUCACAGAACUCUCUCUGACUUCUCUAAAAUGGCAAAACCAGAGAAAUUAUUGCCCGCCAUGUGCAUUUCCUCUGUCCCAGCUCGUCUCACUCUUCUCGCCCUCCUCUCCGCCACCACUUUCUACUGCUUCUACAAAUUCCAUCGCCUCAGAAGCCUCAGAAUUUCCCUAAACCCUAACCCUAACUCUAAAUCUUCCUCUUGCUUUCGCAGAGGCAAGCUCCUCUUCAUCUCCGAAACAGGGACUUCCAAAACCCUAGCCCGUCGUCUUCUCGAUCUUCUGAACUCCAACGACCUUGCGUUUGACCUUGUCGACGCCAAGGCUUACGAGCCCGAGGACCUCCCCAAGGAAACCCAAGUUCUGAUCGUCGCUUCGACGUGGGAGGACGGAAAAGCGCCUCCGAGCGGGAGGUUCUUCGCCAAUUGGCUCGCCGAGAGCGUCGAAGACUUCAGGGUCGGAUCGCUGUUGUUAUCGCAAUGCAAGUUCGCAGUUUUCGGCGUCGGGAGCCGAGCUUACGGCGCGACGUACAAUGUGGUGGCGAGGGACUUGUCGAAGCGGAUGAGGGGGCUGGGCGCGGCGGAGAUGUUGCCGGUUUGGGAAGGGGAUGUCGACGGCGGCGAUCUGGAGGAGGCGUUCGACGCUUGGAGCGCGAAAAUGGUGAAGGUUUUGAAUGACGAUGUGGUGGAAAAUGGUGGAGCUUUGAGUAAUGGAGUUGGUGCUGAGAGUGAUGCAGAGAGUGAUUAUGAGACGGAUGAGGAGUACAGCGUAGAGUCGGAAAUUGUUGAUCUUGAGGAUAUUGCUGGCAAAGGACCUUCGAGGAGAUCACCGGUAGUGGUUCAAACUAAUGGGACUUCGAAUGGGAAAAAAGAUAUGGUUACUCCAGUAAUUAGGGCGAGUCUAGAGAAACAGGGAUAUAAGAUCAUCGGUUCACAUAGUGGUGUCAAAGUCUGUAGAUGGACAAAGUCACAACUUAGAGGCAGAGGGGGUUGCUACAAACAUUCAUUUUAUGGUAUAGAGAGUCAUAGGUGCAUGGAGGCGACUCCUAGUUUAGCGUGUGCGAAUAAAUGUGUCUUCUGUUGGAGACAUCACACGAAUCCUGUUGGAAAGAGUUGGCAGUGGAAGAUGGAUGAUCCGUUAGAGAUUGUGAAUUCUGCUAUUGACCAGCACACAAAGAUGAUUAAGCAGAUGAAAGGAGUUCCGGGUGUUACACUGGAACGAUUAACAGAAGGUCUCUCUCCCAGGCAUUGUGCCUUAUCACUUGUGGGUGAACCCAUUAUGUAUCCCGAGAUUAAUACACUUGUUGAUGAGCUGCACCGGAGGCGGAUUUCAACUUUUCUAGUAACAAAUGCUCAGUUUCCUGAAAAGAUUAAGAUGCUGAAGCCUAUAACCCAGUUAUAUGUAAGUGUUGAUGCUGCAACAAAGGAUAGUUUGAAGGCAAUUGAUAGACCACUUUUUGGGGACUUCUGGGAGAGAUUCCUUGAUUCUCUGAAAGCUCUUCGAGAUAAACAGCAGCGUACUGUUUACCGCUUGACUUUAGUGAAAGGGUGGAAUACAGAGGAUGUGGAUGCGUAUUUUAACCUCUUUAGCAUCGGCAAACCUGAUUUCAUUGAAAUCAAAGGCGUUACAUAUUGCGGAUCAUCUGCUACAUCAAAGUUGACAAUGGAGAAUGUGCCUUGGCAUUCCGAGGUUAAAGCUUUCUCGGAGGCCUUGGCCUUAAAAAGCCAAGGGGAGUAUGAGGUUGCAUGUGAACACGUACACUCAUGUUGCGUCCUCUUAGCAAAAACUGAGAAGUUUAAGAUUAAUGGUCAAUGGUUCACGUGGAUAGAAUAUGAAAAGUUCCAUGACCUGGUCGCAUCUGGAAAAGCUUUCGAUAGUAAGGAUUACAUGGCUGCCACACCAUCUUGGGCUGUCUAUGGAGCAGAGGAAGGUGGGUUUGAUCCAGACCAAUCAAGGUAUAAGAAAGAGCGACAUCAUAACAGACCAAACCGAGCCACCGCCAGGCCAGGUUAGAAACCUUACUGGCAUUGGACGAGAAUUUUUCUUUUUUUGUCAUUUAUAGAUUCGUCUUUCACUUCUGUACGACAGAUUUUUUAUUAACGUCAUUCUGAAUAUAUACAAUGCUCUUGAUCCGGAUCCA